ACUCCAGUUCGGCAGUUGCCGUUGGGGAGUCAAGCGGCCAACAACGCCGGCCCGGAUAGCUGCAAACAGGAAGCGGAACCUGGCUGGAAGAAGCGGCAGCCGGAAGCAGAAGCAGAGCCCAGAUAGGGGCGGGGGCCCAAAAUGACUAAAUAUAUAAAACAUUAUCAGGAUGUUGGUGACCCAGCAGCGCCAGCAAUGCCAUCGCAUCCAUGUACCGAUCUUCUCUAGGAUUAUCUCGCUUCGCCGGUGCCUUAUGACCCACCCAAGAGUCAGGACCUCGCCCUUGGCCUGGCGGCAAUCCCGCCCAGUUGAAACCAAAGUCCAGAGACCCAGCCUUUUGGACCUGCAACAGGAACAGGUGAAUCCUUUUGGCGAGGACUAUCGCAUUUACCAGCAGAAUAUCGAUCUGGAUGCGUUUUUUGGCGAGGAACCCAAAUACGAGAAGGUCUCGGAUGUUUGCCUCCUCAAUGAUCACUUUAUUUUGGUGAAGAUGCCACCCCCAGAUUCAACGCCCCCUCCCACAAAGUCCAAGAUUCCGCGCUGCUUCAAAUGUAACCGCGGCAGCCGGGUCUCUCCUGUUCAGGAGGAAGUAGAGGAUAAAGUGGCCAUGCGACCAAAGUCUGGUUGCCUGCAGCCCUGGACUUCUCGCGACCAGGAGGAGAUUGAGGUGUUCAACUCCAGCACUAGACUGACCAGUGACCCCAUCCGAGUGGACCAACCUGCUUCCGUUGUAGUUGAGCAACCGCAUCCAACCCUCCAGCUGGAGGCGAUUCAGUCGACGGGUCCUGAAGAAGCCCUCCAGGUGAUUCCCAUCAGCCGGGGACCCUUCCACUGGUUCCUCUGGCCCUUUCGCCGGCGCGAAACCAAACCUCCUCUGGCCGCCGUUCACAAGACCUACUUUGUCCGCUGGACCAAGCCGCCGGAUACUCUCUGGCCAGGAUUCGGAGUGGGUAGGACGGAUGAAAGAAAAUUUAAAUUACGAAGAUGUCGAUCGGCUGUUUUCUGAGCUAUCUUGGGAGAAUAUAUUUUCUUGUAUAUAUUUUCUAUGAUUAGUGUUAUAGGGGUCCAUAAUUAAGAACAAGGGUUUCAAUGUACUUCUUUAAUAAAUGGUAAUGAUUUAUUUAAAAAAAAAUAAUAACUAGUUUAACUUUUAAACAAAUCAAUUUUGUAUAUCAG
Molecule: messenger RNA, 1176 nt
Organism: Drosophila ananassae
Lineage: Eukaryota; Metazoa; Arthropoda; Insecta; Diptera; Drosophilidae
Exons: 2
Coding region: 170-1006 (278 amino acids)
Source: RefSeq, a predicted model, not a curated record